Humulus lupulus (European hop) is the source of this 2824-nucleotide messenger RNA. Its product is annotated as F-box/FBD/LRR-repeat protein At1g51370-like. Bases 219 to 1667 code for a protein of 482 amino acids. The record is from RefSeq and is a predicted model, not a curated record. The transcript is spliced from 4 exons. NCBI's taxonomy places the organism in Eukaryota, Viridiplantae, Streptophyta, Magnoliopsida, Rosales, Cannabaceae. Gene Ontology annotation, molecular function: protein binding.
ACUACUAUUUCUAUUCUGUUUUUAUUUUGCAAUCAAAUCAAAUAAAAGAAAAUUGAAAUGAGAAAAUGUGGGACAAAAAUCCCAUUUGUUUAUUCUAUUCAACAAAAAAUUCUUGCAAUUUCUUAAACCUAAAUCCAUACUACUUUUCUUUCUGCCUGAGAGUGUCUCGCCUGCAUUUUUGUUGACAUCCAAUCCACAAUCCAUCGUUUUCAACUUCAAUGGCUAAAAGGGGCAUGGAAAAAAGAGUCAAAACGACAUGGAAGAUGGUUGAGGAGGACAGAAUUUCGGAACUACCUGAUGCACUCAUCUUACACAUCAUGUCGUUCCUUCCCACUGUGGAUGUCGUUCGGACAUGUCUCAUUUCAAAGCGUUGGAAACUCAUGUGGUAUUCAGUCCCCAAUCUCUCUUUCUCUGAUUAUACUUGUUUGAGUUCACAAGCCCUGAGGAAGUUCUACAAUUAUGUGGACAAUUUUUUGGAACACCGCAAGAGAGGUAUGCAUUUCAUCCCUGAUUCAGUCAUAUCCAGUCUUAAGUUUGAGAUGGAUUACUAUCGAAGAAGCAAGGUUCGCCGCCUAGAUAAGUGGUUAGCUUUUGCAGUUGAGAAUAAAGUCAAGAAAAUUAGUCUUUGCUUGUGGGAAGAUUAUGAUGACCAUGAUAAUGAGCUUGGCUUCUACUGCUUACCUAAAACUGUAGUCAACGCUAGAUAUUUGACUACUUUGGAGUUGACUAGGGUGGAGUUGGGUUCUCGUUACUCAUUUAGUUUUCCAUCUCUCAAGUUAUUGUUGUUGACUUUUGUUCAGCUUGAAGAUUUUGAUGUGGUAGAUAAGCUGUUGUUGGGUUCCCCUUCCCUUGAGAAAUUUGGGUUGAUUUUUUGUAAUUUACUGACUGAUCAUCAGAUCCAAAUACACAGUUCAAGCCUCAAGUUCUUGAACAUCAAUCACAUUGGGGUUGUAGUGGAACGAAUUGAAGCCAUAAAUCUUGAAUCAUUGGAAUUAUAUUCUGUUUCCUUUGACAGAAUAAAUCUAUCUAAGUGCAAGGCAAUUAGAAAUCUCUUACUAGCUUGUGAUUGGGAAACGGAAGAGUCAUCAUCAUUAGAACAUCUCAUUUCAAACCUUCCUCUCCUUGAGGAUUUGACUUUGAGCAACGAGUAUGGGAUGAGUUUGAAGCGCGUUAAAAUCUCGAGUCAACACUUGAAACGAUUCUAUUUGUUUAACUAUUAUGAUGAUUGUGAAAUGGCUGUCAUAAUUGAUUCAACUCCAAAAUUAGAAUCAUUUUGUUAUAAAGGCAAUUUCAAAUUUAGAAUAUCAAUGGUGGAGUCAUCCAACUUGUUGAAUGGAACAUUCAUAAUUCUUAAGCGGCAAGUAAACUAUGAUGCCAAUUGGUUUAUUAAUGUGAUGAAUUUUCUUUUGAAUCUCAAUUGUUCCUGGAAUACCGUAAGCAUUCAUGUUGGUUCAGUUGAGGCUCUUAUCUUGCCAGAAAGCUUGAAGAGGGUAUGUCGUUCUCCUUUGGUUGAUUGGAAACAUUUUAAAGUUUUUACUGAAUCUAAACCCAAGAGGGAAUCAGAAUUGAAAGAUACUUUGCGGUGGAUUUCUCCUUCUUUGAAGACGUUAUCUAUAGGCAAAGGGGCAACUAUUGAAAACUUUUCAACAUAUUAUAGUAAAUGGUGAUUGUGGCUCGAUUGGUGCUCUUAAGAAUGUAUUUACUUUAUAGCUAGUUUAGGAGUAAUGAAUUUGCAUCAGAAUGGGAUUUGUUUUUCUUAUAUUUGCUUGUGAAUGAGUAGAUUGGAUAUUUUAACUUGAAAAUUGUAGAUUUGUUUUUAUAUUUUUAUGCAGUUUUUACACAUCUACAAAACUUGACCUCACUCUGGUAGAACAGCCAACAAGGUAUGUAGUUUACUAUAGCAUGUAAUGGAGUCAAGUGUACUUGAUGGGAACUUCAAACUUCACAAGGAACUUUUAAUAAUUGCUCUUGGAGACAAAGAAAAGCCAUUAUCCAAUAGCAUCAAAGUCAAAGAAGAUAAACAGGGCUACUUGCUAGAGAUACUUUCAAUGCUUGUGUUGUUACAAGCUUAUCUAAUCCUGGGUUCUUGACAAAUUUGAAGGCACUAUUUCCAGUUCUGUAUUGUAAUUUAAAUGAGCUAGUUUGUUAAUUUCUUGCUGUGUGAUUUGAAUGGUUCAGCUCAAUCAAAUGGAAAUGUGGUGAGAAGCAUAUAAGAUUGCCUAGGAGGAACUAUGGGUAUGGAGAUUUGUUGGAACUUAUAUUAUAUAUGAGUAUGAAUUAUUAAAAAAUAGAAAAUGUGAUUGAAUUCCUAGAGGAAGAGUUCCACAUUGGUUUAGAAUACUCUCUUGUAAGGGUAUAUAGAGUGUGGACUUCAAUCUUGGGGUUGUGCCCCAAGGGGUACCCACUUUUGUAGGAGAGGGAGGAGUCACACAAAGGCUCACCUGACCACCAAGCGCGCCCGCCGCCGUCCGUCCAACCUGAUUUUUCAGGAAUCCAACUGCCAUGCUUCUCCCACGUUUUUAUAAAACGUUGGAGGUCCGAUCACAGUUAAGACUGAGCUGUUUUAUCCUGGGGACGACGGGGCUGAUAGUCUGCUUGCACGAAUUCUGGACAGUGUCGCGAACGUCUUAAAGAGAGCGACCUAGUCCGCGACUCAACCCAGACAAUCAUUCGGUAAUUUCGUUCCUUUUUAUUUCUGCAACUAACUUUAUACAACAAGAUUGAUUAGGAUAUCCCAUUGUAAUAAGUUAAUGUUUGUUUCAAGAUUUUCUGUUGUGUACUCUUCCAAGCUCUAGCAGUAUAAUCCAACUUAAUGUUUGUGAAA